AUGACCUUAAUCAUAUCCUUGAACAUUACCUUAUCAAUAAUUUUCAUCUUCCUUAAUCACCCCCUCUCCGUUGGCUUAAUUCUGCUAAUUCAAACAAUCUUAAUUAGAUUAAUUUCAGGAAACCUAAUCAGAUCAUUCUGAUUCUCAUACAUUCUAUUUUUAAUUAUAAUUGGGGGAAUACUUAUUUUAUUCAUAUACAUAACCAGAAUUGCCUCAAACGAAAAAUUUCAACCUAAAUUAAUUGUCAUUUUUCCCCUUAUAUUAACAAUUAACCUUACUAUUCUUAUUCAAAACAAAACAGAAAGAUUAAUUUUAAACAACGAAAUCAUCCCAUUCAAAGAUAACUCAAUUAUCCAAUUCUCAUUAAUUAAAUACGCCAACUUUCCUGUCAUAAUUAUUCUUAUUUCAAUAAUCCUUUAUCUUCUAAUUACUCUUAUUGCUACAGUCAAAAUUACUGAAUUCAAGCAGGGGCCCAUUCGACAAAUAAACUAA
This is a messenger RNA of Tribolium castaneum (red flour beetle), 492 nucleotides long. Its product is annotated as NADH-ubiquinone oxidoreductase chain 6-like. The transcript has 2 exons. The record is from RefSeq and is a predicted model, not a curated record. Gene Ontology annotation, cellular component: mitochondrion. NCBI's taxonomy places the organism in Eukaryota, Metazoa, Arthropoda, Insecta, Coleoptera, Tenebrionidae.